Molecule: messenger RNA, 6710 nt
Organism: Hyalella azteca
Lineage: Eukaryota; Metazoa; Arthropoda; Malacostraca; Amphipoda; Hyalellidae
Product: mucin-5AC
Exons: 8
Coding region: 595-2673 (692 amino acids)
Source: RefSeq, a predicted model, not a curated record
UCGUUCUAUUUUAGACCUUUUACUUGAGAAGUGGAAGUAGUAACAGUGUUGUCUAGGUUCAAUGAGCUAAAUCUUACUUGUUGCGCAUUCUAAACAUUGCUGGAUUUUUAUACCUAUCUGGAGGUUCUCAGCCUUCCAUAGAUUUUCAAGUUUUGAUUUUCUUUUAACCAACAAGCUUCCUCACUGAGUUAGACCCGAAUCUCUACAGUUCAUAAGAAAAAAGUUUGCGAAAUAAAUUUUUCCUGAAACUGGAGACUCAACUCUGCUUUAAUCUCUUACUCAUGGUCGGCUGUGUUCUCUUCUUACAUUUUAUUGAGCGAAGAUUUACUAAUAUUAUUUGUUAUAAACAGCGUCAUAGUUCUGUUGCAUAAAGAUUUAAAUACUCAAUCAUUUGGUUGAUGAAGGCCAUGCAGCGAAAAUUUUCUAAAUAGUGUUUUAAAAUUUAGCAAUUAACAAAUUUUACAUCUGGUAUUUCAGACUGUUUUGUUGUGAUUUUGGUGAAUCAAUGCAGCUCGCUUCCUGCCUAGUACUGCGGACUACAGAGUAUUUCGUGUUAGGGUACAAAUGACUAGGAUUUCUAAGCUCCUGUAAUCCAUGAUGUUGGUGGAGUGUGCCACUACAUCCAGCAACUCGAAUGUCACAAACUACAUCUCAACCACAUUUUCAUCUAUCAGCCUAAAUUCCCCAACUUGCACUAGCUCUGCCACAUCUUGUGCCACAUCCGCCAAAUGCACCAAUGUCAACUGCUCAACAAGCCUUGGCAGCAACACCACCAGUGGCUACAUUAGCAAUGGCCCAAGUGGUAAUGAUGAAACUAAGGUGCCUGUCAUAUCUGCAGUUUUGCCGGUUGUCAAUAUUGCAAAUAAUUCUGCAUCAGAUCUCCUGAGCAGUGGUAGUAACAGUUGCAGUGAUAGCUUAGGAAAUAGUAUCAGCACCAAUAGCAUAAGUAACAGCAAUAGCAUAGGCAACAGCUGGAGGUUUCCAAAGAAUGAAGAAGAGCAUUUCAAUGGAGGAAACUGCGAGUCUCCUUGGCAUCUGCAGUCAUCCAUGGAGGCAAGACCAGGUGCCAAUUACUCAGCCAAUAGAUCACCGGUAUUUAGUGAGAGCAACCUUUUACAAAAAGCCUGCUCAGACACUGCAGGCCGUUCUAUGAAGUAUGGCUCACCUCUCUCAGAAAGCAAGAUUUGCAAAAAAAGUAAUGGGAAAGUUCAAUGUGAGUCUAAAAGCAUUUCCAACAUGGUGGAUGUAGAGGCAUGCUUGGCCAAUACACCACCCCAUCUGCUGAUCCGGUCACUGUCUUCCUUAUCACAUCACUCAACUCAGUUGUCAACCCUGCCCAGGCCUCAGGAACAGGAACCAGUCGGUAGCCACACCCUGCAGAAGGGCGUCCUACAGCAGGCCAGGGACCGAAUCUUCUCGCGCUGGAAGGAGCGUUACUUCGUCCUGACCAGGGACUACCUGGCAUGCUUCAGGAGAGGCUCCACCAAGUACUCGGAGAUGGGUUCCUUUAUCUUCAAGGUGAACCUUGCCAGUGUGGAGGGCGUGUACUGGGAGGAGCGGCGUGGCAGCGCCGUGGUGGCCGUCGAGCUGCCCAGGGAGGGACGCGUUCUGCUUAGAGCUCGUGCCAAUGAAGCCCAUCUCCUGCAGGGCUGGUAUCGCGCGCUGCUCGACGCCACGACGUCUUCAAAGCUGCGACGCACGGCCCUGCGUCGGGGCACUUCGACCAGCACCCUGCACCUCCACCCCUCAUCGUCUACUCCAUACCACUCAUCUACUGCCCCUCACCACUCCACGGCUACUCUCCCUCACCACUCCACGACUACUCUUCCUCACCCACCUUCCCUCUCUCUCAUCCAUCACGCUGCUUUACCCCACUCUUCACCUUCAGGCAUGAGCAGUUGCAGCAGCAGCAAGUGCGGCACUGAGGAGCGUCUGAGUUGUGCUAAACUGCAGCAGCAGCGCACGUCCGCCUGCCCUGGCGGCUCGCUGGACACUGACCCGCCGUCAACACCGCUGUCCUCCCUCACCUCCCUGCACAAACUGUCCUCAAACGCCUCGUCUGGGUCAGGCUGCGGGUCUUCCGUCGCUUCAUCCCCUGGGCUGGGGACUUGUAUUGCCCCCAGCGGGUGGUCGCCGCGGUCGCGCUUUAGUUUGGUCGAAAGUCCUCGGCGCCCGCUCCCCUCCGCGGCCUCUAUGUGCCCUCCUAAGACCCGGCAUUCCCUCUGCCUUGACCCCUCCGACCAGCCGCAUUCCCGCCUGCUGCCCACCAGGACCACUCCCCUCACUCCCAUUUCGUCCAGCCUAGGCUUCCCCUCAGCCCGCAGAUUCACACAUUCCCCUGCCGGUCACACGCGGCGAUCACUUUGCUUGGACUCGCUGUCGGCGUCACGGACUUCCCUGGUGAGCCUCACUCCCCGCAACCCUUUACUUGAGCUGCUCGAGACCUGCCCGCCUCCCUCUGCUGGUCCCAUUCCUUGCCCUGUGGGCCCCUCUGCCGGCCCCAGCCCCUGUUCUAAGGGGCCUUCUACAGGCCUCAACCCCUGCCCUGUGAGGCCCUCUGCUGGCCUCAACGCUGAAGUCGCUCAGCCCAGCGAAGCUCCCCCGUCUGCCCUGGCCCAGCCCAGAACGCGCACCAGCCUCACGCUCUUCAGAAACUCGCCGCUCUUCAAUUAAGACUUGCAAAAUUUUCUGUUGAUGCCGCGUGCGUGGGAUCAGUUUUUGUGGCAUCAGUCCUUGCUCCUGUCCAGUUAAGGUUUUAAUUCUUCCCAAAUGAUGAAGCUCAGUUGAGAUCUACAGAAUUUUUAAUUUUCUGUGUUGACAAUUAAUCUUCAUGUCUUCAUUAAUGCCUUGCAUGUGUUCCCUGAUAAUGCUUUAUUCAGUUUUAAUUAUAUCUGCAUUCAUGUGCUUAUCGUUAAAUAAUGUCUCUGCAAUUAAUCUAUCUCCUUUGUUGUUCUUCUCAUUGACAACUAAUGUUGUUCCCAAGAAAUGUAAAGUUUCAUAGUUCGUUUAUAUGUAAAUAGCGAUUUCAGAAUGGCCAUGAAAUAAUGUAUCAAGAAAAGUUUCUUGCGGCCCUGACCUCACUUAAGAUACAAGUGAUCUUAUUCAUCUUGCAAUAUAAUGAUUGGUUUUAAGUAGGUAGUCUCUUAUUCAUCUUGCACCAUGAUUGGUUUUAAGUAGUCUCUAAUUCAUCUUGCGAUAUAAUUUUAAACCAAAUUGAUUUUACUAGCGUUUGACGUUGAUCAAAAGUUUUAUAUAUGAUGUGUACUGUAGAAUAGUCUGUUGGCCUCCGCAACACAACCAGCUACUUUUUUCUAUGCUGAAUUAUGAUGAAUGACGAUGAAUUUUCACAAUGAUGAAUAAUUAUCACAAAAAGCUUGUUUUUGAUCAAUAUGAUUAAUUUUCCUGGACACAGCCCCUUAGUGUCUGUUUUUACCUCCACUUGGGCCUCUACUUCUCUACAAAAGCUGGAAAGUUCUGGUCUUUCUCUUUUAUGUUUACGAGCACUAGUUCAGCUCAACAGCCAAAUUGGGUGCAAGGGUAUGCGAUAUCAUAAUUCUAAUAUUCUUCGAUGGGUUAAUCAAUGAUAAUUAUGAAUUAUGCAUUCAUUAAUGCAUAAUUCAUAAUAUAUAUUCAUAAUUGAAACAUAUACUCAGCAAACCACUGUUUUGGAGAAUUUUUUAGCCCAUUUUCUUUGGUUUAAGAUGCGAUAACAGAUUUUGGAACGGUGUACCUGCUUCAUUGAAGCAGUUUCUUAUGUUGAAUUAACAAAGCUUAUUAUAGUUUGAGUAUAAGGCUGGAUUUUCAUGCCAUGUGUAUUCGCAUGACUCCUAUGAUCGCGGUGCAGAGGCGGACGAUCAAUGAUUGUGCCCAGGAACACGUCCAGUCUCUUGCAGGUCCCCAGGGUGAACUCCCCCUCUCUUAGAUCCUUCGGUAGGACGCCAGUUGUGUGUAGGUGACUUUAAUGUGUGUUCUUAAUGUACUGUUCAACAGUGUGUCCUGACUGCUGACAGUUGUACGUCUAGGUGACUUUAAUGCGUGUUCUUGUGUACUGUUCAACAGUGUGUCCUGACUGCUGACAGUUGUGUGUUGGUGACUUUAAUGUGUGUUCUUGUGUACUGUUCAACAGUGUGUCCUGAUUGCUGACAGAUGUGUGUGUAGUUGACUUUAAUGUGUGUUCUUGUGUACUGUUCAACAGUGUGUCCUGACUGCUGACAGUUGUGUGUGUAGCUCGCUGUUCACUCAUCGUUUUGACUGCCCGUCAACCGAGUUUGAUUGCGUGUAAAGUCUGCAUAGUUUCAGCGUGCACCGCUUUACUCGCAUAAGAUCAAUAACAAAGUGUACUUUAUUAUUUUUGAAGCUUCAUUUCUUAUAUAUCAUUGACUACGAUAUGCAGGUGGCGUAUUGUCUUUUUCAUUAUAUACGAGGAGAAAAAGCUUCAGAAUUUAUAAAUAACUUCUUGUGUUCAGGGAAAAAGUAAAAUGUUGUUUUUGCAUUUUAAUUUAAAGUUUGAGUUUAAACUUUAAAGUAAGUAUCAAAAUUGUCAAUGACGAUGCUAGUGAUUUUAUUGGUUAUUGAUAUUGACGACUCUUCAUCUUGCCACUCUUCGUGAUAGGAAUUAUUCUGCUCAGAAAUGAUCAUCAAGUUGAUAUUUGUUUUAAACUUUUUAUUUAUGCGCAAUGCUAAUUUCAAUUGUCUUUUAAUAUGGAAUUUGGUUGAUUCUGAACUGGAUGCAUGUAUGGUGAUCAAUAAAAACGUUGAUUGAACUUGACUGAGAACUUCGAAGGGCUCUAGAGGUGACGUGAGGCUCGACUGCUGUUGAAUGUUGGGCUGUAGAAGGGACGGCCUCGAAUUUAUUACUCUGCUAUGUAGGAAUUUCUGGAAGUUACUUUCCUCCCGGGAUUAAUUUUCACUUGAAUUCAAAACCCAUAGCUAUGAAUUAUUAUGAGGUAGAGUAAAUUAUUAGAAUUUAAGUUUAUGGCAAGUUUCCUUUGCGAUUCUCAUUUUAAGUUUGUUUAUUGAUGAAGUUUAAUUGUUAAAUUAGAUUUUUAAAACGUUAGCUUGAUUAAGAUCAUGAUUUAUAUUGAAAUAGAGUACGGCGUUCGUUAUUCCUGCCAUCGCUUGUUCAUUCCACUUGUGUAUUAAAAACCAUUUUACCUGUAAGCGUUUCAGAAAUAUCCAUUAGAUGAGAAAUUGCCUAAUUAUUUUUACGAUGAUAACUUCUUGUUUACUCGGAUAUUUAGGACGAUAAUUCUGAACAAAUUUUCCAUUGCCAGAUUAUACCUCUGACUCAUUGAUAUUACAGCAUUUUGAUGCCAUCAUGCUCAUUCUCGCUCAUUAAUGACUAUAGAUGAUGUAGCUUGGUUCAAUGCUUCAGUUUGAUCACGCAGUGCAAUCGUUGCUACCACAUUCCAGCCUAGCUUUAGGUUGCAUUCUCUCGCUUUAAAUUGACAUUCCCAUUGGACAUUUCAUCUCACGGAGCGCUGUGUUCAGUUAUUGAAACAUUUCUCAUGGAAAACUUGCAUUGGCGCUUGUGUGUGUCUGCUUUUCUGUGACACAUUCCUGUCAGGCGCAGUUGCUGCCAUGGCAGCACCGCGGGCACUUCAUAUACGAGAUCUUAACUUUAUUUAGAAUAAGGCUUUCAUUAAGCAAUACAAAUGUCUACUGAAUCUCAUUCGAAUCUUCUCUUGAAGUGAUGUCGAUUGUGGUAGACAGUGAUUAUUGUGUCACUGCACAGUUUCAUUUCUUGCAAUCCAUUCUGAUAAUUUAUGUCCUCAUUUCUUGUCUUUCCCCACGCACUGCACUGCAAUCACCACAGCAGAAGUCCUCACCAAAGCUUACAGUUUGUGUAAAGCCCAAAGUCCUCUUAUACCUGAGUCUUGAUCCCUCACCAGCACUCACUAAGUCGAAGCAUACUUGCCAUGCGGAUGGUUAUUUCUGUUACUAACCCUUGUUGACUAAUCAGUAAUAUGAUAUCUUCUACGAAAUGCAGGGACGGUAAAUGAUGGCGCACCAGAGUAGUUAAUCUCUCAUCGAGGACUGGGAGGUGGAGGGGGGCGCCAAUAUCUACUUAUAGAGACCGCGAGUUGUGUGCGUCUGAGAAGUUUGUAGCUCAGAAGCAGCGAGUUCGAUUACCCAAUUUAACGUCGGUGACAAUAACGUGUGCUCGCUGAGCGCGGUGGCGUGGCGGCGGCACUGAGUGCAAGAAUGCUGCCUUCGCGCAAUAUUCGCUUGCUCCAUUAUUCUAUUUUGUGAAUCUUUCAUGAUCGAAUUUAAUUCUUGCAUUUAAAUUGAAAUGAUGAAUUUAUGUUAAAUAAACAGCAAUAAUUAAAUAAGUGUUAUUAUGGAAUUGUGUCGAGCGCUUGUUGGGCUUUUAAAAUUCAACGCUAGCCGCCGAAUCGGAUCCGCGAAUUCCUCAAAAAAUUAAAUGUUGGUGUCGUUGCCCGACAUUCAUGUACCACACCAGUUGCUAGGGCGAACCAAUACUCGUGUGGACUUUAAUACUUAUUUGUACUGUGUACAUUGAUGAUGUUGUUAGUGUGUGACAUGAGAACAAUCCUUACGUGUAAAAGCAUCCGUUCCAGAUAGCAUUUAAUAAUCAUUGUCGUAGGCUAGCCGUUCGCUCUCAAUGAGGGCACGAUGUCUCGUGUAAUGUCUCGGUUUUUCCAUCUCUAACUUUCUAGAACCUUCCCUCCUUCUAUCACUGUUUUUUU